AUGGCAUUGUCACCAGCUCAAACGGAAGCGUCUGAUGCAGAGUUUACCCACCACAAAGAAACGUCGAUUGGAAUUAAAGCUGCCAGGUUGUCUAAAGAAGCAGCGAGGAAUGUACUAGAAGGUCAAUCAUAUAAGUCAGAUAUUGGUCUUGAGGAGGAUGUUGAUCUUGAUGACAUUGAUCCAGAGCCUCUUAGGAUUUCUCCAGAGAGCAGCUGCUUGAUGUAUUUUGAUUUAGAAACUACUGGACUUAGUAGAACAUCUGACAUCAUACAGAUUGCUGCAGUUUGUGAAGAUAGGUCAAUCAAUGUUUAUCUCAACCCCAGUGUACCAAUCUGUAAAGAAGCAUCGGCUGCAACGGGUCUCAGAUAUGACAUGGGACAGCUCACUCUUUAUGGAGAGCCUGUGCCUUCAACAGAUCAAGUCAGUGGUUUGACCCAGUUUGUAGACUUUACAACAGAUUGUGCUUCAAAACCAGUCAUUGUGGGCCAUAAUAUUCAAAACUUUGAUCUUCCAAUUCUUCAAUAUCACUUGCAGCGACAUGGGCUACUUAAACGAUUUGAUGAAAAUGUUUUAGGUUUUUUGGAUACAUACAAACUUGCACAGAAAGUGUUUGACAAGAAAACAAUGGGAAAUUUUAAACAAGAAACAUUGGUCAGAUUGUGUUUAGGGAAAAGUUACGAUGCACACAAUGCUCUAGCUGAUGUUUGUAGUUUACGAGAAUUGUACGAGUCAAAUUUAGCAUUCAAAUGUGAAUCUUUAGAUAUAUUUAAUAUGAAUUAUUAUAAUGUCAAGUCCUCACUAGUUCCAUUGAUACAAAGCAAAGUAAUUUCUACACUGAUCUCUAAAAGGCUUACAGCUAACAAUCUAAGCUUAAACAAGCUAAAACUCAUACAUAAGCGUGACCCCCAUUGUGGGAUUCAGACUGUCUUUAGUGAGGUUGUGUCUGGUUCAAAGACACCAAGAAUUACGAAGUCUCAGAAGAUCACUGGCAAAGUUGUGGAGUAUUUGAACUCUUGUUAG
Saccostrea echinata is the source of this 1020-nucleotide messenger RNA. RefSeq lists its product as uncharacterized. The record is from RefSeq and is a predicted model, not a curated record. Bases 1 to 1020 code for a protein of 339 amino acids. Gene Ontology annotation, molecular function: nucleic acid binding; 3'-5'-DNA exonuclease activity. Lineage: Eukaryota; Metazoa; Mollusca; Bivalvia; Ostreida; Ostreidae. Gene Ontology annotation, cellular component: cytoplasm. The transcript has 4 exons. Gene Ontology annotation, biological process: DNA catabolic process.